CUAAAAAUUUUUUAAGAUUUAAAUCAUACAUGGAAAAUACUGUCGAGGGAAAUCUAUCGGCUGCUUCCCGUGGAGGAGUUCCAGGAACGCUUUCUCUUAUUGAGGCUUUUUUGAAGGAUGGUCGUCAUGGUUCUCAUCCUAAAUGGGCUGUCCUCUUUUACUGCCUUCGCAUUGGCGAUAUUGCUGGUGCUUCUAAAGUAGCUGAUGGAUUGGCAAAUAAUGCUCAGUGUUCCGCUCUAGUUGGUGUUUUGUCAAAUUUGCCGAAACUGACCAGUAUUGAUGAGGAAAGAAGAAUAAAAAUUCGUGCAGAAUGGAAACAAAAUUCUCAAACUUGUUCUGAUGAUUACAAAAGUGCUGUUUAUGGUUUAUUUCUAGGCUUUGAUUGUCCAACUGUUAACACAACAAUUGAGGAUUGGCUUUGGGCUAGACUAAUUUCUUGUAAAUGGGCACAGGAAUCAACUCGUGCUUUCAGACAAUUACAAACGACUAUUUGUGCUCAACAUGGUGAACGUUAUUUUGUUGUCGAAGGAGGUAGUCAUCUUCUUUAUUUUGCUGUUCUUCUUCUAACUGGUCAAAUUGAACGUGCAAUUUUUAUUUUACACAAAUCUGCUGAAUAUUCAGUUCACGCUGUUCAUAUAGGAUUGUUAGCCCAACAAAUUGGUGUUUUAUUGUGUACUGAUAGCGUUUCGAGUGCUGAUAUUUUAGUUCAAGACGUACAUGAACCAAGCAUUUGCCAACUUAAUUUGGCUCGUUUGGUUUUAUUAUAUGUUAAAGAAUUUGAAUUGACCAAUACUGCUUAUGCUCUAAAUUAUUGUUUUUUCUUACGCGACUUUCAGUUGGAAAAUUUAAUUGAUGGAAAUGUUUCCACUACUGGUAGAUCUGUAUUUGAUGCCUGUGUCAGUCGAUUGGUAUUUUUAAACAAAGAUGAGCGCGACACCAUUCUUGGACAUUUUAAUCAACAAGAUGAAAGAAUGCCUGGUUUAAUCGACAAAUUUUCUGGAAGUUUAAAUGUCAAGGAUGUAAUUGGUCGUGUUGCCUUUGAUAUUAGUAUUGAAGGAGAUCCUUUGUGUGCUUGUCAACUUUAUGCGCUUUCUGAUCGUUCAGAUGAUGCUAUUCAACUUGCUUCUACUCAACUUUCAAAAUAUAUUUCUAAUCCAUCUACUGAACAUGCAAUUCAAUCAGUUAAAUGUGCCGAAUGGUUAGCACGUCGAUAUGGAAUAGAUUCUACCAGAGAAAGCUUUUUAUACCAAACUUUAUGCCGUCUUCUAGAAUUGUACACAUUUUUCUUUGAUGCUGAAGCAGGCAAACAUCGUGAAGCAAUUGAAUUAUUACUUCAUCGAAUGAAAUUUAUUCCAACUGAUCCUGAAGAUGUUUCGGCUGCUGUAGACCAAUUUCAUAUGGUGGCGGAUGAGAUUCGCCCACUUCUACCUGAUAUUUGCUCUCAAUUAAUGCGUUCAAUUGUGAGUGCACACGAAUCAGCACCUCCAGGCUCGCCGGAAACUUUAUUGCUUAAACAAUAUGCAAAAGCAUUGAUUCUUUACACAGCACAAAUACCUUUUCGUUUUCCUGUUUCAACAAAUUCACUUUUACUUCAACUUCGAUCUCGAAUUGUUUGA
This is a messenger RNA of Meloidogyne enterolobii, 1616 nucleotides long. The record is from the annotation of a GenBank genome assembly. NCBI's taxonomy places the organism in Eukaryota, Metazoa, Nematoda, Chromadorea, Rhabditida, Meloidogynidae.